AUGGUUUAUAAUGGUGCACAAACCUCAUUGACUUUACUUGUUUUAAAUGAAACAAUUAAAAAAAAUGAUUGCAAUCGAUUAAAUUGUUCGGUUGGUCCAACAGAAGCAGUUUUAAUUGCAUUUAAUAUUGGUCGUAUAAUAUCUUUACUUUGUGUUAUUUUUGGCAUUCUUGGAAAUAUUGCACUUAUUUUAAUUAUUUUUCGAUCAUCAUUUUGUUAUUUUUCAUAUGGCUUAAUUAUUUUAUUCAUUUCAACAUUUGAUAUAAUUCGUCUUAUUUCUACUAUUGUUUAUUAUUUAAUACAAGCUAAUAUAAUUCCAUUGAAAUUAUCAACUUUAACAAUUUAUAUCACAUUAUAUCGUUAUCCAAAAAUUGUUACAAAUUGGUUAAAAGUAUUUUUAUCUAUUGAAAGAGUUCUUGCUGUUAAAUAUUGGAUUGCACAUCGUUAUAAUAUUAAUUCAAACAAUGCAAAAAGAAUUCAUCGUUCACGACAAAGAAAAGUUUUAUUAUUAAUUCUUAUUUUACUUCUAUGCUGUUUAAUAAGUCAACAUCCAAAUUUAAUUCCAUAUCGUUUUAUAUCGACACGUAUUCAUCCAAGUCGUUUACUUAUUAUUGCUACACAAAAUCUACAUUUUUAUUAUGGGAAUUAUGUAUUUAAUGGUUUUUUAUAUACUCUAAUUAGUUAUGUUAUUCUUGAUGAUGUUUUACCAAUAAUAACAUUAAUCAUAUCUAACACAAUUCUUCUUUAUGAAUUAAGGCGUCUACCGACACUAACAAGUAAAAAAUUAGCUGAAUCAAUAUUUAUUCUUUUCUUUCUGACAAUAUUUUCAAUAUUUGUUGUACCAAGAUCAUUUCUUGUUAUUUUUAAUUUAUAUGUCGAUCAAAAAGAUAUUAAUGAUACAAUUAUUUCGGUGGUAUUUCAUACAUGUCAAGGUCUUGAAUUGAUUAAUCACGCAAUAACUGGUUAUGCAUGUUUUUUAAGUUGCCACAACUUGCAAAAAGGUUUAAUUCAAAAUAUUCGAAUUAUAUUUGAAAAGUUUCGACGAAAAAACAAUUCAUUGAAACCAACUACAAUCGAACUACAUACAAUAACUCAAAAAUGA
Molecule: messenger RNA, 1101 nt
Organism: Rotaria sp. Silwood2
Lineage: Eukaryota; Metazoa; Rotifera; Eurotatoria; Philodinida; Philodinidae
Source: the annotation of a GenBank genome assembly